Anopheles merus is the source of this 2220-nucleotide messenger RNA. RefSeq lists its product as uncharacterized. Lineage: Eukaryota; Metazoa; Arthropoda; Insecta; Diptera; Culicidae. The record is from RefSeq and is a predicted model, not a curated record. The coding region runs from base 59 to 1852 and encodes 597 amino acids. The transcript is spliced from 4 exons.
GUUUUGAUUAUAACGCGCGCGCUCUUUCCGCAGUCUCGCUAGCUUCAUCGAAACCGAUAUGAAUCCGGGUGAAAAGUACGAACAGGACAUUCCAAAACGGCUGCAAAAUGAUGCCAUAUUUGCAGAGAAAGUGUCGCUUACCCGUCGCUGUGCGGUUGUGUACGUGGUAACGUCGGAUCAGCGCUUGUUCGAGGUGCGGCAGAGAGCGAUUCUGUGUCAGGUUCCGCUGACCGUCAGCCGGACCGAGCAGGGACGACAGCAUCCGAUCGUAAACAACUCCCGGCUUUUCAACGACACCCCGUACGAGAUGGAAACAUCUCCGGUGUUUGACUGCCACGAAUCCCCUCCCAGCACCGUCAACGUUACCCUCUUCCGGGCAAACGAUGGAACGAAGCGGAAGCUGUUUAUUCUCGUCCAGCUCGAUCGUACGCUGGUUGUGGUCGAACGACGCACCACCACCGACGGUUGCGAUGACAACGGACAGCUGGUGGUACACUCGCGGUAUGAAGACUUUCGGCAACUUUGCUUCGUCGAAAACGUUCACCGUCCCGGAAGCGGCGCGGUUCGGAUCGAGCUGGAAGACAGGGAUGGUCCGAUUGUGACGGAUUUCCAAGACACACCGAGCGGUUUUGUUGGUCGUGUUGGUGCUGGCCCGUCGCUGGAGGAUAAUUUCACCUGCUUCGAUGAGGUGCUGAAAAUGUUGCGCGACCAAACAACCGAACGGAAGGCACAGCUUGCCACGGCCCAGCUCACUGUAUGCGAAGUAUUCCACGGGAUGAACGAGCGGAUGAAGACGGUACCGCCCCUGCUGCGAUCGUCCAUUGCGGAGGAAAAGGUCCCCCUCGUGCGGUACGGUGAGGUGUGGCAGAAAAUCCACAACGAUCGGUUGCUGAUCGGUGUGCCGGUGUACAACUGUACGUACAGAAGACGGUUAACAUUAAUUAACCUUCGAUUGCUACUGGUCAACUCAGCCACGAAGCCAGCCUGCUACACGACCCGCUUCUAUCGUCUCCGGGACGAUGAUUACAACUUUAAAUCUUACCACGAAAUCUUGGAUAUGGAAGAUUCGCUAGAAGCUGGCCUAACAUUUCACCAUGAGUGGGUAGCAGAAAAGGAAAACGUUCUAUACUCGGAAGAAUGCGCUGUGUUUGUAGCGAGCUGCGACCUGUCCUCGCUAAUGUCGGCUGGCCAUGGCGCACAGUUUAGCUGCUUCGUGACGUAUCGUGUGGAAACGUUCGAAACGGCAUGCGACGAACUGCAGCUGCACGUCGGUUCGGUCGAGCUACCCCAGCAGCAACUGUGCAGCACCGACCACUGGGUACAGUUCCGCAGUGCGUCCGACAUUAGCCGCGAUCUGCUGACCGUAACGUGCACCUCCGAGUGUGUGUCGCUAGCGGUGUGCUACGCCCGCGAACCCGCCGUUGCAAUGAAGGAGUUCUGUGUCGGCAGAUUAGGUUUUGUUGAGGUGUUAUCUACCGUGCUGCAGCAAACCGUACUGUACUGUGGUGAUAACACGUACUGGCAGGGUACGCUGAUAAGAUUGGACCGGAUGGAGGAGAAACGAUUGCGCAUGAAACUAUACAGCAGAUAUGCACACCAAAUACUGACGCUGCUGCAAUCGAUAUACGCCGAUUAUGAGGAGACCUGCGCGCUGGAGCUGUGUGCCUCCGCACAGUGCGCAACGGAGCAGGAACUGAAGCAGCGCCUGUUGGAUGAACUGCAGUGCAAAAUUGAACAACCAAUUGAGAAAAACGCUUGCAUGCGAAAGGAAUUCUGUACUGAUAUGAUUUAUUGCUCGCUAGACACUAGCCACAGGCCGGAACGGUCGGAGGAAACCGAUGCUCCCGUUUAGUUGAUGUUCACCAGAUCCUUUCCAUCGCCAUUGCCACGAUUGUCGAUGGCGACGUGUACGUUCACCAAUGCCGGAUGACGAUCGAUCAGUACUGGCUCAUCGUUGCUAGCCUCAGGGACGGCGUCCUGUUGGCCCGCCGUAUGGUACGGUUCUGGAUCUUGCACGUGCUCUGCAUCCUUCAGUAUGUCGACGUAGAUGGAAACGGCCGGAUGUUCGUUAUCCGGUACGUAAUGUGCGUUGCUCGAAAUGACACUAUUUUCAUCCGGCACUAGCAUGGUUUUGUUGGGCGCGUCCUCUGGGAUGGGAUUAGCGAGGGAAACCGUAACCAGCAAGGCCAGCAGCACAAAGAGUGUUUUCAUUUUGAGGCU